ACUUUUAUAAAAAAUUAAAAUAAAAUACAAAAUAAUUCAACAAAUAAUGGCAGGCAGAAGAAACAAUCGUGAAUUUUAAGAUGAUAUAAAUGAAGAAAAUUCAUAAGAAGAAGCAAUUGAAGAAAAUUCAAUAAUCGAAGAAGAAGAAAUUCCUGUAUCAUCAGAAGGCGAAGGAGAUGAUUUAAUGGAACAAAUCGAAGAUGACUAUAAACCAAUGCCUGAACUUGAUAGAUAUGAAGUUGAUGGAUUAGAUGAUGAAGAAGAAUAUGAUGAUAUGGAUAUUUCAGUUCGUUAAAAAGCUGAAAGAGAAAUAGAUGAAAGAAACUAUUUAAAAUAUGCUAAUUAAAAACGUAUUCCAGAAGCAUUAAAAGAAUUCGAUUUAGGCGAAGAAGAUGAAGAAGACAUAAAUUUGAAAUUUCAAAGAAGAAGAUAAAUGUAUGAUGAUGAAAAUUCUAACUCUGGAAGCUAAGAAGAUGAAAAUCAAUAAGAAGAAGAUAAAGAUGAACGUGAGUUCGAUAAAUAUUUAGAUAGAGAAUAAGCUAAAGGUAAGCUUCAUUUGUGGAUUAAAGAAGAGACUACUGUUAGAUUUAUUAGAAAAACUUUUAGAAAAUUUUUAUUGAAUUUUAGAUUAAAUGAUUCAAAAAAUUUUAUUUAUAUUGAUAAAAUAAAUGAAAUGUGCUAAAAAAAUAAAAGCUCAUUAGAAAUAAAUUAUACUCAUCUGUAUGAUAAGCUUCCAACUAUAGCUUUAUGGAUUAUAUAAGAACCAAUGAUAAUAUUCCCUUAUUUAAAUGAUGUAGCUUUUGAAGUUGUUAGACGUUUUUAUCCUACAUAUUCUGAUAUACAUCCUGAAGUGCAUAUAAGAAUAACUGAGUAUCCAGUUGAAGACCAUAUAAGAAAUUUGAGAUAUAAAGAUUUAGGAUAAUUAAUUUAAGUAAAGGCUGUUAUUACAUAACGUUCUCCUACAUUUUCUUAACUUAAAAAAGUAUACUAUAUAUGCUAAUGUGGAGAUAGAAAAGGUCCUUUAUAUUUAUCCUCUGUAGAAAAGCAUAAUUUAGGUACUUGUCCUAUUUGUUAACGUUCAGGUCCUUUUUAUUUAGAUAAAGAAUUUACUGUAUAUAGAAAUUUCUAAAAAUUAACUAUAUAAGAACCUCCUGGUAGUGUUCCUCCAGGAAGAGUACCUAGAUAAAAAGAAGUUAUUGUUCUUGGAGAUGAUAUCGAUGCAGCAAGACCUGGUGAUGAAAUAUUAUUAACAGGAAUUUAUUUAUAUAGAUAUGAUUAUAUGUUAAAUGUUAAAAAUGGGUUCCCUGUAUUUUCUACAAUGAUAGAAGCCAAUUUUAUAAAAAGAGUAAAAGAAAUCGAUACAAAUAAUUUAAGUGCUCAAAGGAUAGCUUAAAUAAGAGAAUUAUCGAAAAAACAUAAUGUUGUGAAACUUAUUACUAAUUCAAUUGCACCUUCAAUCCAUGAGCAUUAAAAUGUCAAAAUGGCUUUAGCAUUGGCUAUGUUUGGAGGCGUUUCUAAAGAUAUCUAAAACAAACAUAAAAUUAGAGGAGAUAUUAAUGUCUUAUUAUUAGGAGAUCCAGGUGUUGCAAAAUCUUAAUUCCUAAAAAGUGUUGAAAAAACAUUUUAUAGAUGUGUCUUCACUACAGGUAAAGGAGCAUCAGCAGUAGGACUUACUGCUUCAGUAAAAAGAGAUCAUACAACCGGAGAAUGGACAUUAUAAGGAGGAGCAUUAGUAUUAGCAGAUAAAGGAAUAUGCUUAAUUGAUGAAUUUGAUAAAAUGAAUGAUCAUGACAGAACAUCAAUACAUGAAGCAAUGGAAUAAUAAAGUAUUUCAAUAAGCAAAGUAGGAAUAGUGGCAAGUUUGUAAGCUAAAUGUUCAGUAAUUGCAGCUGCAAAUCCUAUAAAAGGCCGUUAUGAUUCUUAAUUAUCUUUUAUGGAUAAUGUAAAUCUUACUGAUCCUAUUUUAUCUAGAUUUGAUAUAUUAUGUGUAGUAAAAGAUGAAGUAGAUAAAGACUUGGAUUACAAAUUAGCAGGAUUUGUUAUAAAUAGUCAUAUAAAAAAUCAUCCUGUAGUAUAAAAAGAAAAAGCAUAAGAACCAGAAAAAUAUAAAGAAUUCUUAAAUUAAGUAUUACUUGAUGAAUCAAGAAGAGAAGAAAAAGAAUAAAUUCCUUCAGAUAUUUUAAAAGAUUAUAUUUUUUAUGCAAGAUAAAACAUACACCCGAAAAUAUAAGAUAUUAAAAAAGACAAAAUAAAAAAAUUCUAUACUGAUUUAAGAUAAGAAAGUGCAGUUUCUGGAGGCAUGAUUAUUGCUGUUAGACAUAUUGAGUCUAUUAUUAGAAUGUCAGAAGCUCAUGCAAAAAUGCAUUUAAGAGAAAUUGUUAUUGAUGAAGAUGUUGAUGUUGCUAUUAAUGUCAUGCUUGAAAGUUUCAUUUAAUCUUAAAAAUACUCUGUUGCUCGUAUGAUUAGAAGUAAGUUUAGUUCUUAUUUAACUAAAAUGUCUGACAAUGAUUAUGUCUUGUAUAAAUUAUUAAAUAAAAUCUAAAAAGAACAUCUUGCUGUAAUUCAAUUUACUAAAAGAAAUGAAAAUCAAAGAUAACAAGAUAUUAUGUGUAAAAUUCCUAUUAUAUAAUUUGAACAUGAAGCAAAAGAAUAUGGAAUAAAUAAAUUCGAGGAAUUCUAUAACAGUAAAUUGUUUUAAAAAUAUUUUGAAAGACAAUAAAAAUUUAUUCUAGCUAAAUAGUGAAUGCGUAAUAUUUUAUAUUUUUAAUUUAUGUAUUUAUUAACUUUAAUAAAAAUAAAUAAUUCAAUU
Messenger RNA from Ichthyophthirius multifiliis, 2809 nucleotides. Its product is annotated as mcm2-3-5 family protein, putative. Gene Ontology annotation, molecular function: single-stranded DNA binding; 3'-5' DNA helicase activity; ATP binding. The record is from RefSeq and is a predicted model, not a curated record. Lineage: Eukaryota; Ciliophora; Oligohymenophorea; Hymenostomatida. Gene Ontology annotation, biological process: double-strand break repair via break-induced replication; DNA replication; mitotic DNA replication initiation. The transcript is spliced from 6 exons. Gene Ontology annotation, cellular component: MCM complex; nucleus.